Molecule: messenger RNA, 2778 nt
Organism: Odontomachus brunneus
Lineage: Eukaryota; Metazoa; Arthropoda; Insecta; Hymenoptera; Formicidae
Product: mitochondrial amidoxime-reducing component 1-like
Exons: 9
Coding region: 488-1609 (373 amino acids)
Source: RefSeq, a predicted model, not a curated record
GCCAUUUUACAUUGAAAAUACUGAUACCAUUUUGGCGAUACAAAUUUAUCAUCUCAAUGUAAAACGUUAUUUAAUUCUUGCUACUAUUAGAAGACGAUCGAAUUUAAACGUUUCACUCGAAUUCAUAUUUCUAAGCUUAUCUCCAAAUGUACAGAAGCGUUUUCUCAGGACACGAACAGAGCAUACUUCAUAAAAACAAUCCGAAACCUUAAUACAAACGCGUCCCAUUCUGAGACAAAGAUAGAAGUAAUAAUAAUAACAUCACGUGCGCAGACGAUCUCGACACGAACCGUUUCAGUAUAUCACAACUCGCUCAGUUAAAACGAAUACACAAUUCAAAGAGAUCAGUAAACUCGGCAAUCUCUAUUCAAAAAGGAUCUUAUAGCAAUUUUAAUGCUACUACGUCUAACGUUAAUAUCAUUUGUGCAAUAAACAAGUGAACAGGAACAGAAAUUGUUAAAUGAGAGCAAGAUUGACGAGAUAAGUCAUGAAGUCACACUUCAUACAGUAUACACUGCUCGCAAUUGCUUGCGGUAUGACAAGCCUCAUGUUCAGCGUGAUUCUACAAAAUAGACGACAGAAGAUGAAAAAAAUCAGACAAAACAAGUUACCGAUAGUCCCAUCUAAAUUAGAAGAUAGUGCAGAAUAUAUUUCAUUGAAUCGUAAACGCAAUUACCUAACUAUUUCCCAAUUACCAGCACCGAGAUGGGUCAAAGUCGGUAAGGUUACAAAUCUGUACGCAUAUCCAUUAGUAUCGGGCAAACCAUGUGUCGUUGAUGAGUGUCAAGUGAAAUAUGAGGGGAUGUACAUGUUUAAGAAUGGCCAAUUAAUAAAUUGGGAUCGAGCAUUUGUAGUAUAUAAUAUAGAGAGCAAGUGCAUAAUAACUAGUAAUAAUUUCCCGACACUACAUGAAGUGGACUUGAUGAUCGAGAAUAAUUACAUAAUAUUACAAGCCGCUCAGAUGCCCACUUUAAGCAUCAAGCUGAGAGACAAUGAAAUUGUCGAGUGUACUUAUUGGUGUUGUGAGAAAAUACAACCAUUCCCAAAAAUCGUUUGCACAGAUUGUGGCGACGACGUGGCCCAAUGGUUAUCCAGAUUUUUAUGGGGAAAAGACUCCGGUUUACGUUUGGGACAUGCAAUCAAUGCCGUCGGUUGUAUGGGUAUAUACUGGCAACUUGUGCUCAGGAAUUGCAUAUUGUAUCAAAGAGUCAGACGAAAUAAACACAGUUUGAAACCAUUCAUAGAUAUAUUACACAGCAUAUUAAUAUCGCCGACAUCAUAUAAUAACACAUAUGAAAUGUUGAGAUUAUUUGAACCAGACGAGAUGAUUUGUCCAAACGUCGUUAUUUUAAUUUCAAAUUUAUAUACGGCGGAAAAGUGGGAGUGGAUCAAGAUUGGCGGUAUAAUCAUUAAGAAUACUCAACCGUUUGUUGAACUAAGAAAAAGUUCAAUGGACAAUAAAUUACUUGGGUUGGGAGUUAAUUGCGAACUGUAUCUUCUUGGACGUGUUAAAUUAGGUGACAACGUAUACCUUCACAUUCCCGACAAUGAUUUAAUGGAAGACCAAAGUCCCAGGAAAAAAAUGUCAUCUGAGAUCUGGAAAUUCUAACAUCAAGAUGUCGUAAUAGCAGUAAUUUUUGUAUUACAUAUGAUUUUAAUUUAACAAGUGUGAUAUCACGCAUAGAUUUCGCGUGUACCAUCCCCGCAAUCAGAUGUGCGUAUGAUGCAUUGAUUAAUUAUCUGUUAUUGAUGUAAUUCUAGAAUUUGAUUUUUGUGGCUCAGCUGAUUUCAUUUUUCGAUUUCUUAAAGCACUAUGUAUGCCAUAGCAAUCAAUGUGCGAAGACGAAGUCUGAAGAAACCGAAAAAUAGAAAUAGCUAAUCUGUUAAUAUAAAUAACAAAUAACGAACAGAUCCAUGCAUAUCGUACAAAAAUAGGUACUUACGAAUCUGAAUGUGCGAUAAGAAAUUAAAUUAGUAAAUUUAAUCAUUUAUAAUUCAAAAAAUUUCGAAUUUUCAUGUCAAGAUUUCCGACUCGGCUUAAACAGCAAAAUUCAAUUUACUAUUGAAGUAUUGUAAAUACUUCUAGAUCAUUUUGUAUCGUAAAUCAAUUUUUAAUAGUUCACGUUUGAUAUUUACACAGUUGACAUAUUUUAACACACAAUGUAAAUAGAUUAUUAGUAUUUUCUAAUCGUACGCAUUUUUAUUUAUCGAUAUUAACGUAUAGUUAUCACAGUAACGGAUUGCCAUUUUGAUCUAUCGUUUUCUCUUUCUUCUUUAAAUAAUUAAUAAAUAAUAAAUUAAUAAUGCGUACAAUUAGGAAAUUUUAAUAAGCUAAUUGUAUUACAUACUGAAGAUGUUAUGAGCUGUUCUGUAUAAUGUGUUAUCAUCAAACAAGUGAGUUUAUGUUUAUGUUAAUUUUAUUAUUGAGCGCAUGGCACAUAGAAAUAAAACAGAAGCAAUAAAAUUUAAGCAAUAAGUAAAUUAAUUAAUCACAUUAAAUUAAUUAUUCACGAGAAUAAUCAAGAACUGAAGACUAUCAUGUCGAAAUUUCAAUAAUAAUUAUAAUUGACCAAGUCGCUUCUUACUUAAAUCUUGUUACUCAUAUUUUUCUAUAUGCCACGGCCAUACCGUUAUAUUAUGUUAUUAUUUCAUGUUAUAUUAUGUUAUUAUAUAUUCUAUUCUAUAUUCUAAUAUUUUCCAGUUCUUACGACGUUUUUAUCUUUUGCAGUUUGUUUUGGACAUAUUAACAUAUAAUAAAACAAUGUUUUUGUUGUGAAA